AAAGGGAACAUUGGUUGUGCAACUGUGAAUAAGAGAAGUGAAAGAUUUUAUCUUUCCACAGAGUCUAUUUGUCAAAAAGUUGCAAACCUAACUCUCUCAACAAGGUCCCAUGUUUGGUUUGCUUCUGUUUUGAUAUUUUCUUCUUCUUUUUUUUUUUUUUCUUUUUUGUUUCUUUCGCCAAAUAAAAUAAAGAAAAAGCAACAAAUAUUUCAGGGUUUUGAAGUUGAAAUUAGGGUUGGUGGCGGUGGUGAUUUGAUUACCGAGAGAAGGUGGAGGGUGGGUUUUGCUCAAAGGGUUUGUUAAGAAGCCAAUGCCAGUAUUUUGGUUGAUUCUUGAGGUUGGAAACGAUGUCGUGGGCUGGCCCAGAUGAUAUUUUCCUCUCCACUUCACUUGCUACUUAUCUUGAUAAAAAACUUCUUGUCUUGCUGCGAGAUGGCCGUAAGCUCUUGGGGAUACUACGAUCUUUUGACCAAUUUGCCAAUGUUGUUCUUGAAGGUGCAUGUGAACGAGUUAUUGUAGGAGAUCUUUAUUGUGACAUCCUCUUAGGUCUAUAUGUAAUUCGUGGAGAGAAUGUUGUUUUAAUUGGAGAACUGGACUUGGAGAAGGAGGAGCUUCCCUCACAUAUGACCUGUGUCUCGGAAGCAGAGAUUAAAAGGGCUCAGAAGGCAGAGAGGGAAGCUACAGAUCUAAAGGGCUCCAUGAGAAAAAGAAUGGAGUUUCUUGAUUUUGAUUAACAGAUGCUACCACUCUGUUUUUAGUUCAUGCCAUGCCCGCAAAUAUUAGAGCGGCGUUGAUCUAGAUAUGGGAGAGUUUGAAUUAAGUCUACCAGAUUCCCUCAUUCUGUGUGUUGCUGGAGGAGGAAGCUAGAGAAAGAGGAACUGUUGCAGAUCAUUUGCUAACUUUGGGGAGAGGGAAUUCAGUUUUGGGUCUGUCUGAUGCAAUGACAAAGAUUUCCCUAUCUCUGUGUAGCACGCAUCUUAAGUUUGUUUAUAUGCAGUGCACACAGCUAAGCUUUUUAGAUUUAGUUCAAGUUUUUGGAUUUCUCCAUCAUUUUACCAAAAACUACGUUUUGUCUGUACCUGUUUACCCCCUCCCUACCUUCCUCCCUGGCGUUCAUUCUCCAAACACAAACUGUGAGAAUAUUAUAGUUAGUCUUUGGUGCCCCAUUUGUAAUGGCACACUGCCACCAAUUCAUUUGUAAUCUGGCUUUUUUGGUGCUCGUUCUACAUUUUA
Molecule: messenger RNA, 1233 nt
Organism: Ricinus communis (castor bean)
Lineage: Eukaryota; Viridiplantae; Streptophyta; Magnoliopsida; Malpighiales; Euphorbiaceae
Product: sm-like protein LSM1B
Exons: 5
Coding region: 348-734 (128 amino acids)
Biological process (GO): deadenylation-dependent decapping of nuclear-transcribed mRNA
Cellular component (GO): P-body; Lsm1-7-Pat1 complex
Molecular function (GO): RNA cap binding
Source: RefSeq, a predicted model, not a curated record